AUGCUUGCUUGGACCACAACACCCAUCUCAAACUCAACCUUCCCUGCCCGCCCGCCAUCCUCGUAUUCUCGUGUUCUCAAUUCCUACUCUAUUGGUGCAUCUGGUCAUUCAUUUAAUAUUCUUUCUAGUUGACCCUGGUUGCUUCCGCGAUGUCUGGCCCGCACCCUCCAGACGUCGAAACAACGCCCUCUCCAGCGGUGAGCAGCCUCCGCUCUCGCUUCGAGAAGUUGGCAACAGAGGCCGCCGUGGAAGCACCUUUCAAACGUCCCCCGAGCAGUUUGUCCGUUCAUGACUCUUCCGAUUCCUCAAUUCAUCACGCCAGGACCGCAUCCAACGCUAGCGAUCACCCACCUCCUUCUCAGUACCUUCGCCCCGUUUCUUCUUCAUCGGACAUGAAGGCUGGCAUUAGGAGGCCUGCCCCUCCGCCCCCGUCCCAUCGAGCUGCCUCUCCCUCUCCUCACCCCUCUAGCAGUCCUUUGAUUCGUCCAGUCCCCGAUUCUAUACAACCAGCUCUCCUUCCUGAGGUUAAUGUGGUCGACGAACGUUCUCUAUCAAAGCCAGCUCUCCAAAGAAAACCGCCUCCGCCACCACCACCAUUGCAGCGUCGGAGUGCAGAAGGUUUGAGCAACAAAUUUCAGUGAGUUUGUAUCCUCAACUCUGUACGCCUACGCAGUAUUUGCAUUGAAUUGCAUGUAUGUGCGCUCUUGAUAUGAUGUAAAGCGGGCAUCUUUUGCAAAUAUGAUCGACAACUUCUGUUGCCAGUCCUGUCGUUCCUUCUGCGAUGCCCGUAGUUGAUGAACCGAACACUGGGAGACUGAGCUUGAACUCCUUGUCUCCAUUUGAACCUUCGCGGGGCCCCGUAACACAUGCGACUCGCAGCUCAUUCCUUUCCCCUGAAGCCAUUCACGAUACCGCGACACACCCUGCCAUCAACGGGCAGUUGAUAAACCAGACCCUUCCUAUCAUUCGACCACCUGCUCUUCCGACUAGGAGGAAUGUUUCGCCAUUCGAUGACGCUCAUCUAGCUCCUCACGAGAAACAGUCAUCGUCCACGGAAAGCUACUCGUCGAGCCAAUCUACUAGUGAUAAUGAGAGUAACUCCACGGACCCUUCACCUGUAGCUUCAUCUUCAUCUCUUUCCGUUAAUUCCCGUUUACCUCCCAAACCACCCCCUCGACACCAUGCAUCUCUCCCUCAACACCAGCCAUCACCACAGUCAUCCGUCAGCCCUCCUCCGCUUCCUGCCCGGAAAGCUACCGCAGAACAGACACCGUCUCGGCGCCCGAACCCUUCUCCCGAUGCUGUUUCUACCGCCUCAGGGUUAACUGCCAGUCUUGUUUCGCCUCCAGAGCGAAAGACAUUCGGUUCCUUACCUCCUCCGCCUACUCGGACAAUUGCUCUAGGUGACAAGCUACCACCACCUCGCCGACCUGUGGCGUCCGGUUCAGGAUCAUCCAGUGAAUCAGAAGACGAAGAACUCAAGCUAAAACAAGAUCUACUUCCUGAUUCUAGCCGUUCUUCACGGCGACCGCCGGUUUUCCAGGGCCACUUCAGCACGGAGUUGAACAUACAUAUCCCAACUUAUGCCGCCAUCGUUGCUGUUUCUGGAAACAUUGUCGCCGUCGCUGCGCAUCAUCGUCUUAAGAUCUAUGAUCUGACCGAAUCCGAUAUUCCAGUGCAUGAUCUGGAUGCGCGAGACAUUGGAUUAGAGAUGAAGUCAAAGGAACUGAGGAUUACCGCCAUGGAAUUCAGGCCACCAGAGAAGGACUUCCACAGUGCUCGCUAUCUGUGGGCGGGAACAAAAGAGGGGCAUCUUCUCGAGAUUGACGUUCAAUCAGGUAGCCUAGCAGGCAUGAAGCUCGUGGCGCAUGCCCAUCAAAUUACGCAUAUGUUCCGCUACAAGAGGUCUAUGGCCUCGAUGGACAAUGCUGGCAAGGUGCUGGUGUUCACCGCAGACAGUGGUGGCAGUGUAUCUUUGGCAUACACCCAAUCACGAGUUGUGCGUAUCGCAGACAAACAAGAAUUCGUGAAAGUCCUCGCAGGUCAACUCUGGACGUCUGCUCGCGAAUCCAAUAAUGGGCCUGUUGGUGCGGCAUCCCGAGGGCCUGUGGUUAGGAUCUACGACAUCUUCUCUCCAGCAGGAAUCGGCAAGUCGGUAUUGCCUACUGAACACCUUGGCACUGUUACUUCUGGGACGAUGCUGGCAUCUCAACCCGGAGUAGUCUUCCUGGGUCAUGAAGGCGGCCAUGUUAGUAUCUGGUCAGUACCGGCCGGUGACGCGCUUCCACAAUGCGAAGAGAUCAUCAAGGUCUCUACCUCGGACAUUCUCUGCUUGGAAGGUGUCAACGAUCGUCUUUGGGCUGGCGGUCGCCAGGGUAUGAUUGCUGCAUAUGAUAUUGUUCCCAGACCUUGGAUCAUGACCAACUCUUGGAGAGCUCAUGAAAAGUUGCCCGUUCUGAGUCUCGUCGUGGAUACAUAUGGUAUCGAGCGAAUGGAUCGACUGUGUGUUUACAGCAUCGGGCGUGAUGAACGUCUUCGUUUCUGGGAUGGCUUCUUAGCCCUUGACUGGAUUGAUCAAGAGCUUUUGAGGCGCGACAAGGAGUUCAGCUCAUUCAGAGACAUGAAUGUUCUCAUUGUCUCUUGGAACCUUGACUCUUCUAAGCCGGAAGCUCUGUCCGGUACUCCAGAGAACGUGAACUUCCUCUCGGAUGCAUUGCAUAGCGUCGACAGUCCGGACAUGAUCGUAUUUGGUCUACAAGAACUCAUUGAUCUCGAAAGCAGGAAGAUGGCAGCAAAAACAGUUCUCCUGGGAGCAAAAAAUAAGAAUGCGGACGGAUCCAUCUCGCAGCGUGUUUCGACUGCAUACAAAAAGUGGUUCGAUCGUCUGGUGCAGGCCGUUAGACUCGCGAUGCCCGCUGAUACCCCAUAUACUGUGAUACACACCGAAAGUUUGGUGGGACUAUUCAGUUGUAUUUUUGUGAAGAACACAGAGAAGAUAUCCUUGAAACAAACUGCUAUUACGACAAUCAAACGUGGCAUGGGUGGAAGAUAUGGUAACAAGGGUGGCAUUGUCUGCCGGUUUAUCGUGGAUGAUUCCUCCAUAUGCCUCAUCAACUGCCAUCUUGCCGCUGGCCAAAACCAUGCUCGCCAGCGAAACGCCGACAUUGCUGCUAUCCUAGAGGACAAGUCGGUCUUCCCGGAAACCAUCAUGGACCACGAUAUGGUUGCCUACGUUAAUGGAGGCGAUGGAUCUAUGGUUCUUGAUCACGAGCUAGUAUUUAUUAAUGGCGAUAUGAAUUAUCGUAUCGACCUAAGGCGCGACGCCAUCAUAGCAGACAUCAAGACCGGCAACGUUUCCCACCUUCUCUCACAGGAUCAACUCUUGAAAGAAAUGGCAAAUAAUCGUGGCUUCCGACUGCGUUCCUUCACUGAGGGGAAGAUUACCUUCUCACCGACGUACAAGUACGAUCGGUUCUCCAACGAAUACGACACAUCCGAGAAACGCCGUGCACCUGCUUGGUGUGAUCGUAUACUUUGGCGUUGUAAUGAUAAGGAUCGUGUCGAACAGCUUCAUUAUCGACGAUACGAGGUCAACGUCUCUGACCAUCGACCGAUAUCCGGUGGAUUCCGGAUUAGAGUCAAGUCGGUUCGACACGACGCGAGAGAAAGAAUUAAAGCUGAAGUGCAAGGCCUCUGGAUGGGCCGAGAAAAGGAGCUUCUCGCGACUGCACGCAGAUUCUACAUUGAACAUAUACUAUAGUACAGCCCGCAAUGGUUUUAGUCGAUUUGUAUCCAUGGACAAACACACACAGCCCGGAUGGACAUGAUUCUUUUUCUCGCACUGUAGACUCUCAGUCAUGAUUCUGUGUAGCGUCAGUAAUAAUCGUAAUUGUAAUUUACAUCAAUAGACUUCUGUCGAAGGGUUCAGACACACACCCCAGUUGGUAGUCUUCUAUUGUCUAGAUCUUCACUCAGAGGGCGCCUAUCAUUCCUACUUAGUCCAUUUACGUUUUGGCAACAAGCAUUGUGACGGUU
Molecule: messenger RNA, 4035 nt
Organism: Somion occarium
Lineage: Eukaryota; Fungi; Basidiomycota; Agaricomycetes; Polyporales; Cerrenaceae
Source: the annotation of a GenBank genome assembly